Messenger RNA from Prunus mume (Japanese apricot), 2403 nucleotides. Its product is annotated as alpha-humulene 10-hydroxylase-like. NCBI's taxonomy places the organism in Eukaryota, Viridiplantae, Streptophyta, Magnoliopsida, Rosales, Rosaceae. Gene Ontology annotation, molecular function: heme binding; monooxygenase activity; oxidoreductase activity, acting on paired donors, with incorporation or reduction of molecular oxygen. The record is from RefSeq and is a predicted model, not a curated record.
GAAAAGUCCAACUCUCAUGGCUGCUGAGUCAUGACAGAAGGAAAUACUUGGCGAGUUCUGAAUUAAUUAAUUGCAAUUGCAACUUGCAGUCUCUGUACUCAUUUAUCUGUCACUUUCCUGAUUUUCUAUUGCCCAUCCAUUACACAAUCUUUGUUGAUUGAGUCGAGUUUCUUUUGAUUUCUGAUAUGAAAAAAUGGCACUUUCUUCCUCCUGUGGAUCAGACGCGCUCUUAGCGAUUCUCUCGCACUCAAGAUCCGAAGCAUGCAAUCGAGUUCUUCUCAGGGACUUGGCCAACAGAGAACUCAAUGCUUUCCUUUGGUUUUCCCUCAUCGGGGUCACCGCUUUCCUGCUCAGCAGGGUUGUUAAGCUGCUCUGCUUAUGGGCCAAGGCCAGGUCAAUUCCUGGGCCUCCAUGUCCCUCUUUCUACGGCCACUGCAAGCUCAUUUCCCGCGAAAAUUUUACUGAAGUGUUGUCGGAUUUGCACAAGAAAUAUGGGUCUGUUGUCAAGUUGUGGUUGGGUCCUACAAAGCUUUUAGUGUCAAUAAAGGAUCCAACUCUCAUCAAAGAGAUGCUACUAAAGGCUGCUGAUAAAUUGCCUUUGACUGGGAGGGCUUUCCAUUUGCCCUUUGGAAGGUCAAGUCUCUUUGCUUCCCCUUUUGAGAAGGCGCAAAAGGGAAGGGAAGCAUUAUUCACAGAAUUAAUUGGAAAGUUUCCUGAGAGAGAAAAUGUGGUUUGUACAAAAGUUGUGGACUGUAUCUUGGAGAGGAUACGGAAUUUUAUGGCUAAAGGCAGCGCUGACAGUAAAAUGGUUUCUCAACAUAUGGCUUUUACCAUGUUAGGAGCCACGCUCUUUGGAGAUGAAUUUUUGGCUUGGUCCAAGGCAACUGUAUAUGAGGAGCUCUUUAUGAUGAUUGCUAAAGAUGCUUGUCUCUGGAGUUCUUAUAAUGUUACGCCGUUUUGGAAGCAUGGAUUUUGGAAGUACCAGUCUCUAUGCACAAAGUUGAAAUGCUUAACGCAAGAUAUUAUUCGACAGUGCAAAAAGAACUACAUGCUGUUUGGUCAUAUGGAUCAUAAUCUCCAUGGUGAAACAGAAAUUUUGGGAAAGGAGAUUGCAUCUGAUGGACCAUCUUGCUCUGAAGUUGUGAUAGUAGAUGCCUUAUUCUUUCAGGAGCUUAAUGGCCAUCUUAAUGCAACGGAAGAGGAACCAUGCGGGAAUCUUAUGAGGAUUAUGUUCCAUGGAUGCCUUACCACAGCUCGUUUGAUUAAUAAUAUUUUGGUGAGCCUUGGUAUGCAUCCACAGAUACAGGAUAAGAUCUACUCAGAGAUAACCAUGGCACGAAAUGGUUCAAUUAAAAAAGACCAACUGAAUGUUGAUAAGAUGCUCUUAUUAUUGGCAACUGUUUACGAAUCUGCUCGUCUUGUGUCAGCUGGAUCUUUGCUACAGAGAUGUUCUCUCAAACACGACUUGAAUCUUAAAAGUGGUGUAACCAUACCAGCUGGAGCAGGACUGGUUGUGCCUAUACAGCUGGUACAGAUGGAUGAUUGCAGUUGGGGAAGUGAUGAUAAUGAAUUUAAUCCAUAUCGCUUUUUAUCCAAGCCUGGAAAGGGAUCUGAUAUUAUGCUCAAUAAAUCAGUUUCAGGGGCUGCUGAAAACAUUGUGAAUCCUGGACAGAGCUCCUUCAGUUUGAAUGAUCCAAAUGCAAAUACGGCCUUUCUUCCCUUUGGCUAUGGCUUACGUGCUUGUAUUGGCGAGAAAUUUGUACUCAAUGGAGUGGCCACAUUAUUUGCAUCAUUGCUUGAACACUAUGAGAUAAAGCUCCAGGGAGCAGCUGAGGGUAACCCCAAACCGAACAACUGUGUGUUUGAGCAUCUUUCUAGUUCACAGAUAGUUUUUGUAAAAAGGAACAGCUGAAGAAUGUGGAAGCAGAAAGUCUCUGUUGUGGAUGCAAUGUUUUGUUUUACUGUCAUAUGUUUUUGCAUUCCAUGAUCACUUACAGGAAGACAUCUCCAGUCAUCUUUUUCCCCAACUCGGGUUUGACGAGGGAAUAUUUUUUCCGUUGAUUAUCUAUUAGAGUAAUAGCAGAGGAUGUUACACGAGUGAGUUUUACGGCUCAUGUUUUUUUCCUCUGUUUUUAAGCCUAGGUGCUGGUUUUAUAGCCAUGACUGGCAUAAGAUAGUUUUUGAAGCACUCUCGGGCUAUUGUUGAAGCGGAGCCUUGUGGUUUUCCCAUCUAGAAUUUGCAACUUCAUCUUUUAUUUUUCCUCUCCCAAAAGGAAGUUCCAUCUUGUAAUCUUAAUUAGCUUAGAGUGAUGCACCCCAUAUGUAUUUUAUAUUUGUAGGGUGCAUUGUUAAUAGAAGUUAUGUAAUAAAUAAAAAAUUGCCUUCCACUGGUUGUUUAUGGUA